Molecule: messenger RNA, 2753 nt
Organism: Haliotis rufescens (red abalone)
Lineage: Eukaryota; Metazoa; Mollusca; Gastropoda; Lepetellida; Haliotidae
Product: putative per-hexamer repeat protein 5
Exons: 3
Coding region: 1-2625 (874 amino acids)
Source: RefSeq, a predicted model, not a curated record
AUGGAGAAUGUGACGAAGGGAACAAUGAUGACAAAGCUGAUGACUCGAACAACAACGGUAACGGCAAUGGCAAAGGGUAACGGCAAUGGCAAUGACGACCGUAACGGCAAUGGCAACGGCAAGAGUAACGGCAAUGGUAAUGACGACCGUAACGGCAAUGGCAACGGCAACGGUAACGGCAAUGGCAAUGACGACCGUAACGGCAAUGAAAACGGCAACGGUAACGGCAAUGGCAACGGUAACGGCAAUGGCAAUGACGACGGUAAGGGCAAUGGCAACGGCAAGGGUAACGGCAAUGGCAAUGACGACCGUAACGGCAAGGGCAACGGCAAGGGUAACGGCAAUGGCAAUGACGACGGUAACGGCAAUGGCAACGGCAACGGUAACGGCAAUGGCAAUGACGACGGUAACGGCAAUGGUAACGGUAACGGCAAUGGCAACGGCAACGGUAACGACAAUGGCAAUGGUAACGGCAAUGGCAAUGACGACCGUAACGGCAAUGACAACGGCAAGGGUAACGGCAAUGGCAAUGACGACGGUAACGGCAAUGGCAACGGCAAGGGUAACGGCAAUGGCAAUGACGACCGUAACGGCAAUGGCAACGGCAAGAGUAACGGCAAUGGCAAUGACGACCGUAACGGCAAUGGCAACGGCAACGGUAACGGCAAUGGCAAACACGACCGUAACGGCAAUGGUAACGGCAACGGUAACGGCAAUGGCAACGGUAACGGCAAUGGCAAUGACGACGGUAACGGCAAUGGCAACGGCAAGGGUAACGGCAAUGGCAAUGACGACCGUAACGGCAAUGGCAACGGCAAGGGUAACGGCAAUGGCAAUGACGACCGUAACGGCAAUGGCAACGGCAACGGUAACGGCAAUGGCAAUGACGACGGUAACGGCAAUGGUGACGGUAACGGCAAUGGCAACGGCAAGGGUAACGACAAUGGCAAUGGUAACGGCAAUGGCAAUGACGACCGUAACGGCAAUGGCAACGGCAAGGGUAACGGCAAUGGCAAUGACGACGGUAACGGCAAUGGCAACGGCAAGGGUAACGGCAAUGGCAAUGACGACCGUAACGGCAAUGGCAACGGCAGGGGUAACGGCAAUGGCAAUGACGACCGUAACGGCAAGGGCAACGGCAAGGGUAACGGCAAUGGCAAUGACGACCGUAACGGCAAUGGGAACGGCAACGGCAAUGGCAACGGCAACGGUAACGGCAACGGCAACGGUAACGGCAACGGCAAUGGCAAUGACGACGGUAACGGCAAUGGCAAGGGUAACGGCAAUGGCAACGGCAAGAGUAACGGCGAUGGCAAUGACGACCGUAACGGCAAUGGCAACGGCAACGGUAACAGCAAUGGCAUAGGUAACGGCGAUGGCAAUUACGACGGUAACGGCAAUGACAAUGGCAACGGCAACGGUAACGGCAAUGGCAAUGACGACGUUAACGGCAAUGGCAACGGCAAGGGUAACGGCAACGGCAAUGGCAAUGACGACGGUAACGGCAAUGGCAAGGGUAACGGCAAUGGCAACGGCAAGAGUAACGGCGAUGGCAAUGACGACCGUAACGGCAAUGGCAACGGCAACGGUAACAGCAAUGGCAUAGGUAACGGCGAUGGCAAUUACGACGGUAACGGCAAUGACAACGGCAACGGUAACGACAAUGGCAAUGACGACCGUAACGGCAAUGGCAACGGCAAGGGUAACGGCAAUGGCAAUAACGACCGUAACGGCAAGGGUAACGGCAACGGCAAUGGCAAUGGCAACGGCAACGGUAACGGCAAUGGCAAUGACGACGGUAACGGCAAUGGCAAGGGUAACGGCAAUGGCAACGGCAAGAGUAACGGCAAUGGCAAUGACGACCGUAACGGCAAAGGGAACGGCAACGGUAACGGCAAUGGCAAUGACGACCGUAACGGCAAUGGCAACGGCAACGGUAACGGCAAUGGUAAUGACGACCGUAACGGCAAUGGUAACGGCAACGGUAAUGGCAAUGGCAAUGACGACCGUUACGGCAAUGGCAACGGCAAGGGUAACGGCAAUGGCAAUGACGACCGUAACGGCAAUGGCAACGGCAACGGUAACGGCAAUGGCAAUGACGACAGUAACGGCAAUGGCAAUGGCAACGGUUACGGCAACGGCAACGGCAACGGUAACGGCAAUGGCAAUGACGACCGUAACGGCAAUGGUAACGGCAAGGGUAACGGCAAUGGCAAUGACGACCGUAACGGCAAUGGCAACGGCAAGGGUAACGGCAAUGGCAAUGACGACGGUAACGGCAAGGGUAACGGCAAUGGUAACGGCAACGGUAACGGCAAUGGCAAUAUAAACGGCGAUGGCAAUGACGACCGUAACGGCAAUGGCAACGGCAAUGGCAACGGCAAGGGUAACGGCAAUGGCAAUGACGACGGUUACGGGAAUGGCAAGGGUAACGGCAAUGGCAACGGCAAGGGUAACGGCAAUGGCAACAGCAACGGCAAUGGCAAUGACGACGGUAACGGCAAUGGCAACGACAAGGGUAACGGCAAUGGCAAUGACGACGGUAACGGCAGUGGCAACGGCAAUGGCAAUGACGACCGUAACGGCAAUGGCAACGGCAACGGCAAUGGCAAUGGCGGCAGGUAACGGCAACGUUAACUGCGGUCGAACAAAUGCUCUUCCAGCGCAUCUUUCUAAAUGUGAAGCAGUUUCCGAGCGAGCGUAAUCAUGAAUGAAUGUCUUGCAAUCUUGAAUAAAUACUUUUCCCUAUCUUU